AGCUAGGGUUUCUUAAACCCAACUAAACAAUGGCUGACAGCAGAGACUCUACUUCCUCUACAAACAUCACCGACGAUUCAGAGGUUAUGUCUGGUGGGAGUACGAAUGAUAACACAGUUUUUCCACUCUCAUUGGAAAAACUAAACGGAAAAAAUUUCCGUGAAUGGGCUCAGUCCAUGAAACUGGUGAUUGAGAGAAAAGGAAAGCUUGGAUACCUUACCGGUGAGCGAAGGAAACCAGAUCCUUCUGACGCCAUAGUCUUGCAAAGAUGGAGGUCCGAAAAUUCCAUGGUCACGACUUGGCUCGUCAAUUCAAUGCAACCAUCAAUCGGAAAAAUUUAUUUAUUUUUGCCGACGGCGAAGGAGGUCUGGGAAGCCGUACAUGAGACGUACUCUGAUGGCAAAAGUUAUUCUCAAAUCUUCGACCUCAAGACCCGAUUGUGGCAGAUGAGGCAAGGCGAGAGAGGGGUUACCGAGUAUUUCAUGGAGAUGAGUCAUCUCUGGCAGGAGCUCGAUCUGAGCAUCGAUGAAGAGCGGGAGUGCUCCGGCGAUAGCACGCGACACCAAAGGAGGCUAAAAAACGAGAGGGUCUUCGAGUUUCUUGCCGGCCUGAAUCGAGAACUCGAUGAUGUGAGGGGACAAAUCCUUGGCCGGCGACCUCUCCCUUAAACCCGAGAAGUCUUCGCAGAGGUCAGGCGAGAGGAGAACAGGAGACGGGUAAUGUUGCGAUCCCAAAAUGAAUCCGUUGGGCUGGACCCGACUGUACAUGGAUCUGCCCAAAAAUUAGAUGGGCAGCACGCUGGGCCGGACGCCUCAGCUCUUGCAUUAAAAGGCCCAGGAGGACCUAGUCAACGGCCACAAAUAGGAAAACUAUGGUGUGAACAUCGUUGAAAAACAGGUCAUUCAAAAAAUACUUGUUGGGAGAUUCAUGGAAAACCGGCAGACUGGAAACCGAGACAAUACCACAAAAAUCGUGGGUACCAGGCCAACACUGGCAGAUCAACUGAAAGAUCACAAGGAGAGAACAAUGAUACCCCAUCCGGCAGUGUCUUCAGUCCUGAACAGUUGGAUCAGUUAUACAAGAUGUUUUCAUCAAUGCAAACAUCGGGUCAGUCCUCCUCUGGUUCUCUGGCUCAUCGAGGACCUAUCAUCGGGGAGGACGAUUGGCACUACUAAAGCGUAUGAGGGACUCUACUACUUUGAGGAG
This is a messenger RNA of Malania oleifera, 1206 nucleotides long. RefSeq lists its product as uncharacterized. The transcript has 2 exons. NCBI's taxonomy places the organism in Eukaryota, Viridiplantae, Streptophyta, Magnoliopsida, Santalales, Ximeniaceae. Bases 30 to 668 code for a protein of 212 amino acids. The record is from RefSeq and is a predicted model, not a curated record.